AUGACUGACGUUGAGAUGGCUGAUACCGCCGUGGCUGCGGCCACCACCAAGGGCGAGAGACUCCCCAUCACCGUCUCCAAGCCAACACCCUACACAUUCGACCUCGGCCACCUCCUAGCCGACGACCCCAACCCUCUUGAACUCCCAGCAAACCAAAACCUAAACGCAAGCCUGAAAGCCACAGCCCGCGACGGCACCCAAUGCCUCCUAAACCAACUUCUGACAACCUGCCCAAUCACCUCAAGUGUGAAAGACGGCGUGCUCCUCACCCUGCCAGCACCAAACAUCAUGCUUCCCCGGCACAAGCCCCUGCCAACACCGAAGGCGCCCACGAAAUGGGAGCUGUUCGCGCGCAAGAAGGGCAUCGGCAAAUACAACCAGAAGCCCGGCGCAGCAGGCAUGGACAAGGAGCGCCGCCGCAAGCUGCAGUACGACGAGGAGAGCGGCGAGUGGGUCCCCCGCUGGGGAUACAAGGGCAAGAACAAGGACGACGAGAACCAGUGGCUUGUUGAGGUUGAUGAGAAGAAGUGGAAGAAGGAGGAGGAUGCUGCUGCUAAGGGUGGUUCUAUUCGUGGUAUGUCGCGUACUGAGCGCAAGGAGAGGAUUAGACGCAAUGAGCGCAAGAUGCGGUCUAAUGAGAAGAGGUCGAAUAAGAAAUAA
Messenger RNA from Penicillium antarcticum, 660 nucleotides. Its product is annotated as ribosome biogenesis protein RRS1. The record is from RefSeq and is a predicted model, not a curated record. The transcript has 2 exons. The coding region runs from base 1 to 660 and encodes 219 amino acids. Gene Ontology annotation, molecular function: protein binding. Gene Ontology annotation, biological process: ribosome biogenesis; ribosomal large subunit export from nucleus; ribosomal large subunit biogenesis. Gene Ontology annotation, cellular component: nucleus; nucleolus; preribosome, large subunit precursor. NCBI's taxonomy places the organism in Eukaryota, Fungi, Ascomycota, Eurotiomycetes, Eurotiales, Aspergillaceae.